AUAUCGAAUCGUGUUGUACACUAGAAAUUAAUACAAUAUUUUAAGUCAACUAUACCUCCUUUUUCUUUUAAUUAAAAAAAUUUUUAAAGACUGGCUCCAAAUAAGCUGAGAAAUUAGAAAGGAGGAUCAGUUCGCAGCAGGCCAUUAAAAUUUCCCGCUGGAGUCCAGAACGCAGAUGCCAAAGGAACCUGCAGGGGUCCUGGCUACCGUCCCCGUCGGCCCCUCUCCUCCCAGCGCCAGUCCUCCCGGUUAAGGGGUCCUGCGACUUUAAUCUCCAGGCUCGCGGGCCGAAGGUUGCCCAGGGAGACGGACGCACAGAAGGCGGCGCGCCCCCCGGGCCUGGACCCGCCGGUGUCCUUUGGGCUAGCGGGGAUCCUGCUUCCCGCCUGCCACGGCCAACAUGCACUCGCAACGCAGCUUCGGAAAGCCCGAGAAGGAGCAGGGCCAGGAAGAGGAGGAAGAGGAGCAGGAGGUGAACGCGGAGGAAGAGGAGGAGGAGGAAGAAGAGGAGGCGGUGGAGAAGGAAGAGGAGGAGGAGGAGGAGGACCAGCAGGCCGUGGCGGAGCUGGAAAAGGAGCUGGAGGCCUUUGGGAGGUUCAGCGAGGAGUACUUCUCCAAGUUUUGGGACUUCGGAGAUGCCAAUGAGGAAGGCUGGCCUCGCCCCCGCUUAGUCAGCGUCGUCAGCCCCAGCCUGAGCUCAACGCUGACGCUCAGGACGCCGAGCCUGUCGUGGUGGAGCCAGACGUCUGUGCCCAGCGAGAGCGCCCCCUCCAGGAUCUCCUCCCAAAAAAGUUUUCCAAAAAUAUUUCAGACAUUUAGGAAAGACAUGUCUGAAAUGAAUUUUGAUAGGGCUAUCUAUCACAGUCUGCAUCCAAAAGUUCCAGUAUCAAUACAAACAGAAGAAAGUUGGCUUCAAGAAUUGGCUGACAUGGAGAAGCCCAAGAAGAAAGUGCCCUCUGUAAAGAAGGAGAAUGAACCUGAAAAUCUAGCAUCUAAGUUAAGAGCAAAAUGGAUAAUUAACCCAGAAGAACCAAAACUAAGUAUUUUAUGUGAACUGGAGUUUAAGGAAGACUUCAUAACACUCUUUGAGCCCUCUCUGAGAACAUUACCCAGCAUCGGGCCACCAUCUAUUCUGACAUUCAAACAAGAGAGUUCCAAUUUAGGCAUUAAGUUCAAGGAAGAAGAGGAGGAGGAAUCACCCAAGUGUGAAUUCUGUGGGAGCGACCUAAGAACAUUUCUCUCCAGUGUGGAUGUUUCCUCUGAUUACAGCAGCUCUGAACUGCCAGAACAUACCUCCUGUUGUGGUCAUUUCCAAAGUCUGGUCGACUACAUCUGUGAAGAAAACCAAAAAAUCCAGAGCUCUAAAACUGAAUUAAUCAGUAUUAAUCCUCAUGCCGCCCACGGCAGUGAAGUUGACAGACUCAAAGCGAAAGAAAAAGCUUUGCAGAGAAAACAAGAGCGACAAAUGGCCAAACACUAUGAAAUACUAGCAAAAGAACAGCCUACUUUCUCUGAAGAAGAUGCAAAACACUAUAAGACAAUUUCUUAUCAACUUUCUGUGGAUAUUCCAGAAAUAGAGUCAGUUAAGGAAGAACUAACUGAUUAUCAACUGAACAAAAGAAACAUAUCCAUUGUUUGCUGUGAUUCUAGGAUAGCAUGUGGAAAGAUCGUGACGAAUGAGCUCUUUGAAAAGCACUACAAACAUGGGAGCAAGUUUCUGACUUCAUUUCCAGACGGGACAACGCAAAUAUUUUACCCAUCUGGAAACCUAGCCAUCAUCCGAGUGCCCAACAAGAUAAAUGGCUUCACUUGUAUAGUCCAAGAAGACAUGCCCACUAACCCUGCAAUCCUGGCAUUGCUAGAUUCUUCUGGUAGAAGUUCCUGCUAUCAUCCCAAUGGAAAUGUCUGGGUAUACAUCAAUAUCUUGGGUGGUCAAUAUUCAGAUCAAGCUGGCAACAGAGUAAGGGCUUGGAAUUGGUCAAGUUCCGUCACUUCCUCACCCUUUGUUUCAUUUAAACCUGUGUUUCUGGCUUUGAACCAUUAUGUUGGAAUCCGCAUCUUAGAACAAGACAAGAUUUCAAUCACUUUUCUAGCAAUGGGCCAACAGGCAAGAAUCAGUGUCGGAACCAAAGUGAAGCUGCUAAAUGCUAAGGAGAUUCCAGCGCUCCGAUACCUGAACGGGGAUGACCUUCUUCUGCUGGCCAGUUUAAUAAAGAUCCGACGCCUGUUUCAUAAACUGGAAGGAUGUGUGAAUUUCCCCUCCAGCCAGGUUUGGGAAAAAUUAAAGCAACCUUCCUACCUUUCUUCACUUUCUCUAAAACUAAUUGCCCUUUGUCACAAUUCUGGUAUGAAGCAAGACAUAAUAACAACAAUAGCAGCUAUGAUAAAUGAAAACAUUUAACAAAUGAUGAUGGUGCUUUCAUUUGUUCUGCUGUGUUUUUCUGGGAGGCAGUGUGGGAGAUCUCAAGAAAAGUGUAUACAAUGACUAGGAAAUACCAAGAAAUGGGCUUUAUUACAAAUUUGGAGCACAUCCUGAGUCAUCCCUGGUUUGCACUCUUGGUCAGAAAACUAAACCACUGACUUUGUGGACAACAGAGAAUGAGUAAGUCAGCCAAAGGCCUUAUUUUUCAGUCAGAGUUCCAUCAGGAAAACAGAAAGCAGGGAGGGAGCAGGUGCUUUCACAACCUCCUGAAAAGCUGGGAAAGUGAAGGUCAAGGAACAGCUCUGCUAUUUGGGAAAAUGAGGGAAUCUCAGGAAGCCGUCUAUGGGGUCACACAGAGUCGGACACAACUGAAGUGACUUAGCAGCAGCAGCAGCAGCAGGAAGUCACAAAGCCAACAGCACCAAGGGAGAGAGUGGCAGGAGUUACUCACACU
Molecule: messenger RNA, 2876 nt
Organism: Bubalus bubalis (water buffalo)
Lineage: Eukaryota; Metazoa; Chordata; Mammalia; Artiodactyla; Bovidae
Gene: ERICH6
Product: glutamate rich 6
Exons: 14
Coding region: 401-2401 (666 amino acids)
Source: RefSeq, a predicted model, not a curated record